AUGACGAAGGCAUUGCAUGCGCUGAAUGAUGUAAGGGUACCGAAGGCAGACUCCGAAUCAUGGGGGGGGGAUGUGAAGGCAUUGCUCGCGUCUAAUAAUGAUGACGGGGUGCCAAAGGCAUCGCUCGUGUCUAAUAAUGAUGAUGGGGUGCUGAAGGCAUCGCUCUCGCCUAAUAAUGAUGACGGGGCAUCGCUUUUGUCGAAUGAUGAAGACUUGUAG
Messenger RNA from Prunus armeniaca (apricot), 219 nucleotides. The record is from the annotation of a GenBank genome assembly. NCBI's taxonomy places the organism in Eukaryota, Viridiplantae, Streptophyta, Magnoliopsida, Rosales, Rosaceae.